AUGGACUCACCAAUCGUCACCCGCCUCUUUAGGGAUCUCUUUCGCCAUCCCGCCUGCCAGUCCAGACAACGAUUGUCCGCCCGGCUUCGACCUGCAGCGAACCACAUCUGCCGUCAACCGCACCAUCACCAACGACGACAAUAUGCCGUCAAGUCCGGCCUCGGCAAGGGCGAGAAGACAAACGAGAGCAGGUGGCAGCAGAGGACCCAGCUGUUCCCGGCCGACAGGUCCGAGGAGUUUGAGACCUACCCUCUCGUCACGGCCGAGGAUCUGAAGGGGCGCGACGUGAGGCCAAGAAAGGUCAAGAUGCUCAUGCGAGACUUUGUCGACGACAGCUUGUACAAUCCCAACUACGGUUACUUCUCCAAAAACGCCGUCAUCUUCUCCCCCGGCCAGCCCUUUGACUUCCCCGCCUUUAGCCACGAACCGGCCUUCUACAAGGAGCUGGGCCACCGCUACACCGAGUUUGAGGAUGCCCUCGACGACAAGGAGGGCGUCAAGGACGACCGCCCGCUGUGGCACACGCCGACGGAGCUCUUUCGACCCUACUACGGCGAGGCCAUCGCCCGCUACCUCGUCUCCAACUACCGCCUCACCACCUACCCCUACCACGACCUCAUCAUCUACGAGAUGGGCGCCGGCCGCGGCACCCUGAUGCUCAACAUUCUCGACUACAUCCGCGACAUGGACCCCCAGGUCUACGCCCGCACAAAGUACAAGAUAAUCGAAAUCUCCUCCUCCCUCGCCGCGCUCCAGGGCCAGAACCUGCUGCGCGCCUCGGGCCACGCCGACAAGGUCGACAUCAUCAACAAGUCCAUCUUCGACUGGAACGAGCGCGUGCCCUCGCCCUGCUUCUUCCUGGCCCUCGAGGUCUUUGACAACUUUGCCCACGACUGCCUGCGCUACGACCUGCGCACCGAGGAGCCCCUGCAGGCCCGCGUCCUCAUCGACGACGACGGCGACUUUUACGAGUUCUAUGACACCCGCCUCGACCCCGUCGCCGCCCGCUUCCUGCGCGUCCGCCACGCCGCCACCGCCGGCCGCUACCCGGCCCCCUACCCGGCGAGCCGCCUCGCCCGCGACCUCCGCAGCCGCCUGCCCCUGGCCCCCAACCUCUCGGCCCCCGAGUACAUACCCACGCGCCUCAUGCAGUACCUCGACGUCCUCGAGAGCGACUUCCACGCCCUGCCCGACGCCUUCGAUGGACUACAUGCGCCCGUCGUCCAGACGCGCUUCGAGCGCCGCACCGUGCCCGUGACGACCCCUCUCCCCCAGGGCCCCCAGGGCUACUUCGAAAUCAUGUUUUCCCCCGACUUCAACGUCGUCGAGGCCAUGUACCAGGUCAUCACGGGCAAGCUCACGCGCGUCUCGUCCCACGGCGACUUUAUGCGCCGCUGGGCCUACCUCGAGGACACGGAGACGCGCAGCGGCGAGAACCCCCUGCUGAGCUACUACCAGAACGCCAGCGUCAUGGUGACCGUAUAG
Molecule: messenger RNA, 1485 nt
Organism: Verticillium dahliae VdLs.17
Lineage: Eukaryota; Fungi; Ascomycota; Sordariomycetes; Glomerellales; Plectosphaerellaceae
Exons: 4
Coding region: 1-1485 (494 amino acids)
Cellular component (GO): mitochondrion
Molecular function (GO): protein-arginine omega-N symmetric methyltransferase activity
Source: RefSeq, a predicted model, not a curated record